Pistacia vera is the source of this 567-nucleotide messenger RNA. RefSeq lists its product as uncharacterized. Lineage: Eukaryota; Viridiplantae; Streptophyta; Magnoliopsida; Sapindales; Anacardiaceae. The coding region runs from base 1 to 567 and encodes 188 amino acids. The record is from RefSeq and is a predicted model, not a curated record. The transcript has a single exon.
AUGAGUUCAACUCGCAUGGAGAUUGCGGAGUACGAUGGAAAAAUUGACUUCAAUUCUUGGAAGAAGAAGAUGAAGGCCCUAGUUUCACAUAAUAAAGUAGGGAUUGCAUUGGAAAAGGAUGCAGAAAAGUGGCCAGCGGACAAGUUAAAAAGAAAGGCAAAAAUAGACGAGGAGGCAUACAACUUGAUCGUGAUGAAUUUGGCAGACAACAUGCUGAGGAAAGUGGACGGAUUAGAGGCUCCAAUCGCACUCUGGGGUAAACUCGAAACUCUGUAUGCCUUACAAACUGCACCAAAUCUUACUUUCUUAAAAGGUGCACUAUUUUCAUAUAGAAUGGACAGUAAUAAGUCAAUAGAAGAUAAUAUUGAUGAAUUCUUGAAAAUGACUAUAAUCCUAAAGGGCACUGACCAAGAAUUAAGUGAAACGACUUUAGCAAUGAUCUUCCUAAACUCACUGACAAAGGACUACCAGGUUGUUAAGAUCGCCUUACAGUAUUCUGGCACUGUCCCUAGUGUAGAUCUCAUAGUAUCAGGACUAAAGGCUAGGGAGUUAGAGUUGAAGGUUUAG